UUGGCCUCAUCUUUUCAAUCUAAUCAUCCCCAGAAUACGGGUGAUCUACAUCAUCGUACUAGCACAUCAGAUAGAUUAAUGCUUAUCAUCAGCCACAAUAUGCAUACGGACGUUUCUACUCCUCGGCACGUCGCAUCUCCAUUCGUUGAGUUGCCCAAGAAUGGAAAUGUCGUGGGAAAAAGCUAAAGAUGAUCUGUUGUAGCGUUUGACCCGAAGGAUUGAAGAAAGUUUAUAAGAUGCCCAUUUCCCAUUGAAUUCUCCAUCACUCAUCUGUCAUUCAAUCUUUAGUCUUUCAUUCAAUACCGACAAUAGCUUCAUUGUUUAUCACUCUUUUACAAUCAAAAUGCAUUCAUCUUCUAUUCUUUUAGGCCUAUGCCUUUCAACCUCAGCAUCAGCUCUGUUCGGUUCUAGUAGUGGCCUCGGCCGUGGCAGCGGUCUUGGCGCUGGUAGUGGUCUUGCUGGUCUUUUUGGUGGUGGUCUUCUCGGUGGUGGUCUCGGCGGAGGUGCCGGUGGUGGUCUAGACGCUAGUAGUGGUCUCGGUGCAGGUCUGAGUGGUGGUGCUGCUGCUAGUAGUGGUACAGGCGGCACCUGCGUUGGAGCCGGUGCGGUACACAUGAUAAUCGCUCGAGCGAGUACUGAACCCGCAGGAGAGGGGAUCAUCGGCUCUGUGGCCACCAAGGUUAAAGCCGGACUCCCAGGUUCCGACUCGGAAGCAGUGGUAUAUCCAGCUACACUAGGUCAAUAUCAAACCUCACAAGCAGCUGGUGUAACCGCCAUGAAGAAACUCGUGCAAGAUUACGCUGCGAGAUGUCCCGACUCUAAGAUGGCCGUUAUGGGAUACUCUCAGGGAGCGCACGUUUCAGCUGAUGUCAUGUGUGGUUCUUCGGGAAUGGGAAUCAUGGGAUCUACUGGUGGUAGUCAAGCUUUGUCUGCGGAUGUUGCUGGUAAAGGUAUGUUAUAAUCCACCAGCGUUUCUCUUACCAUUUCACUCUGGAGCAUUUACUAAUAGAAGUCUUAGUCGUUGCAAUGGUUCUAAUGGGCGAUCCAACCCAUGUACCCGAAGAAACCUUCAACGCAGGAACAUCAAAGAAGAACGGACUGUUUCCCCGUAAAAAUAUAGCUAGUUGUCCUGCCGAAAAAUCAAUUUCUUACUGCGACACCGGCGACACGUAAGUUCCCUUUCCUCCCAUAUCUCUUCAUCUUCCCCAAAAUCUAACACACUUCCCAUAGAUUCUGUGACUCAGGCAUGUCCGUCCAAGUACAUCUCUCAUAUGUCACGAGAUACGGUACCGCAGCUGCCAAAUUCAUCACGGAUAAAGUUUCCAGUCAAUCUACCACUACCACUUCCACAACCACUGCACCUUCCACUGGAGAUAAUAAAACAGAAAAAGCCGCCUCGCCAUUCAGUGGUACGGGCUUCGGUUUCAAAGCCAAGCGCGAUAGUAUUAGUGGUGCUGCGAACUCGAAGAGUGGUGCUGGAUGGAGCAUUUUGAUUGCUUUUGUUGGGUUGGGAUUAUUGUUGUAGUAGAUGAUUCGUGCAAGGAAUGGAAAAUGGAAAGGCGUUAUUUGAUAUCCCAGUUUCUUUUGCGUAUUAGUUUAGUUUACUUUGAGGGUUGCUGGGAAAUUCAGACAGCUUACGGGGCAGGCUGAAUAUUGAUUUAUAGUUUCAGUAUUAUCAAUUUUGUAUAUAACAUAUCAUACCUAUACCAACUUAUAAAAAAAGCGCGCUCGC
Molecule: messenger RNA, 1732 nt
Organism: Sclerotinia trifoliorum
Lineage: Eukaryota; Fungi; Ascomycota; Leotiomycetes; Helotiales; Sclerotiniaceae
Source: the annotation of a GenBank genome assembly